CCCUAAUAGCCCAAAAUCACGCGAGGCGAGGCAAGGCAAAGCGUGGGUGCGGGACACUACAUGGAUGACUUCGCUUCCUCCUCCUCGAUCGCCCAGAAAACCUGGGAGCUUGAGAACAACAUAGAGACGGUCGACACGCGGCCAUGUGGAACAGCCACUACCAACUCAACGGUGGACCCGUCGGCCGACGCUAUAUUCUACUACGAUGAAGCCGCGCAGGCCAAGUUCCAGCGGGAGAAGCCCUGGGCCAACGACCCCCACUACUUCAAGCGGGUCAAGAUCUCAGCACUGGCCCUUCUAAAGAUGGUGGUCCACGCGCGCUCCGGUGGCACCAUCGAGGUCAUGGGUCUCAUGCAAGGGAAGACUGAUGGUGACGCUAUCAUCGUUAUGGAUGCCUUUGCUCUGCCUGUAGAAGGUACCGAGACGAGGGUUAAUGCCCAGGCCGAUGCAUACGAGUAUAUGGUCGAUUAUUCACAGACGAAUAAGCAGGCGGGGCGGUUGGAGAAUGUUGUUGGGUGGUACCAUUCUCAUCCUGGUUAUGGAUGUUGGCUUUCAGGUAUUGAUGUUUCAACCCAAAUGCUCAAUCAGCAAUUUCAGGAGCCCUUCUUGGCUGUUGUUAUUGACCCAACCAGGACAGUUUCUGCUGGGAAAGUUGAGAUUGGCGCAUUUAGGACAUACCCAGAAGGAUACAAGCCUCCAGAUGAUCCCGUGUCAGAGUAUCAAACCAUCCCUCUUAACAAGAUUGAAGACUUUGGCGUGCACUGUAAACAGUAUUAUGCAUUGGACAUCACUUACUUCAAGUCCUCGCUUGAUUGUCACCUCUUAGAUCUGCUAUGGAACAAGUAUUGGGUGAAUACUCUUUCAUCGUCACCUCUUCUAGGCAAUGGAGAUUAUGUAGCUGGACAGAUAUCAGAUUUAGCUGAAAAGCUGGAACAGGCAGAGAAUCAAUUAGCUCACUCUCGUUUUGGACCACUUAUAGCGCCGCCUCAAAAGAAGAAAGAGGAGGAAUCUCAACUUGCCAAGAUUACACGUGAUAGUGCAAAGAUAACUGUCGAGCAGGUCCAUGGUCUGAUGUCACAGGUUAUGAAGGACAUCCUCUUCAACUCUGUGCACCAAUCCAACAAGUCUCGCACAGAACCAUCUGGCCCUGAACCGAUGAUUGAAGCCUAGUGGUAUAUAUCUUACUGUGAUUGGACUUGUUUGAUUUUUUGAGACAUUUAACCCCGGUCAGCGGAAGCGGAAGUUUCCCUUAUACGUUUAUUGACCUUUUAUAUUUAGUUCCGCUUCAAACACAUAGCUAUUCCUUGUAAAUAUUGAUGGGGCUCCAUCCCCUUUUGACACUAUUAUUCAAAUGCUUGAUUUGUGCUGGGAAA
Tripterygium wilfordii is the source of this 1373-nucleotide messenger RNA. RefSeq names its product COP9 signalosome complex subunit 5a-like. Gene Ontology annotation, cellular component: cytoplasm; COP9 signalosome. The record is from RefSeq and is a predicted model, not a curated record. Gene Ontology annotation, molecular function: deNEDDylase activity; metallopeptidase activity; protein binding. Bases 61 to 1170 code for a protein of 369 amino acids. Gene Ontology annotation, biological process: protein deneddylation. The transcript is spliced from 6 exons. Lineage: Eukaryota; Viridiplantae; Streptophyta; Magnoliopsida; Celastrales; Celastraceae.